Fusarium keratoplasticum is the source of this 2334-nucleotide messenger RNA. RefSeq lists its product as uncharacterized. The transcript is spliced from 5 exons. Lineage: Eukaryota; Fungi; Ascomycota; Sordariomycetes; Hypocreales; Nectriaceae. Bases 1 to 2334 code for a protein of 777 amino acids. The record is from RefSeq and is a predicted model, not a curated record.
AUGCGACAUCUGCCGUCAAGCCAAACAAAAGGUUUGUUCUAUCAAGACUCCGAGAACCAUAUGCUCAUCAGACGUAUACAGUGUGUGCCGGAAGGACAUGGGUGUCAGCGAUGUUCUGAGAGAAAGUUAGAUUGCCCAGGCCUGACAAAAGCGAAGCGCACCAAGCCCCGAUCACCCGUCUUGAUUGGGCCAUCACCGUCUUCGACCGCUACGACUUCUUCUGUUACCGGAACACCUCUCGAAGCUCCAUCAUCUGCCUCUAGCGAGCUACCGGCCCCGGAAACAGUAUUCGAUCUGCAACCCGGCUAUCAAUGGCGCAACAUUUGGGGGGCGGUGACUCCAGAAUGGACCCAGAGCUUCCCUUCAGACAGAUAUGGAUCACACUGGAUGUUCGUACCCGAGGCCAUCUCAGAAACAUCAACCCGCGAGCCGUACGCUCCAGAUACAAAGAGCGAGGACUCCGAUGUUUUGGAUGAGCUUCAAGGUCUUGAGAUUGGACUGGACUUCUUGGAUGAAUCAGAAGACGAAGAUGAAACUAUCUAUGAAGAAGAGGAAACCGUCGGCGAUGAUGACGACGAAAAGACUAUCCUCCCUGACGAGGAAGAAUUGGCUCUCGUUGAACUGGCUUUGAAACAUCUCCGGGACCGCGCGUCUGUGGCCGAAAUGAGAAAGCCCAUUUUGAUCAGCUAUCUCAAGAUUUUACGACCAAAUGGAUCAGGCAAUGUGGAGUGUCCAUUCUGUCAGUGGAGUUUCAACAGAGAGCAGCUCAAUCUUGAGAGCAUCAGGAGUCAUUUUCGAUGCUGUGGGGACUGGGCAGCUGCCACCCCGCUCUGCUCGCUUGACUACAGUGAACAACAGCAUGAAAUCGAGCUGCGAGAAGUUAUGGACAAACUGCAAAGGCUUUGGUCCAAGCGCAAACCAUUACCUUAUAGAGCGUUACCAUGCCUCGUAUGCCAAACGCUCUGCCUUGCUGAUACGUUCGACGGAAUGAAUUGGCACGAUGAAGACAACACCACAGACAUGUUGGAUGUUGGUGUUUAUCUUGCCUGCCACAAAAGGGAAAUCGAACGGCUCUUUGCCAAAGCCCAGGCUCGUCAACAAGAAUGGAAUUCAAUGGAUAAUGAUGCCAGAGAGAUGGAGAAAGCACGCUGCAGUUGGGUCCUGGAGUGCGAGCGCUCAACCUAUCGCCGGUGGCCGGAGAUGCCACAAUUCAACGUCCUAAGGGACCUGAAUAGAGUUUUCAGCUCACGCUAUCGACAGUUCUGCCAACUUGCAGCAGAGUCUCUUUCAGCAGAUCUGACUUCUUUCAUUCACGAGCUGCGAGAGAAAUGCCCGAAACCAAAAGAUUUACGCCGACUAGGAACUCGGAUAUUCAAGCAGGUCAUACAGGGAACUUCUCCGACCACCCUAUUGGAGACAUUUGCAUUCAUCAGUUUGUCCCAAGCUAUGGCUACUGUCAUGCAUCGUCGCGAUAUACAUAUUAACUUGGAUCCUGGAACAGUCGACUACCUUUCCUGGAGGACUUGUAUCGAAGACGAGGCGAGCAGGGGUCUCUAUGACGAAAUUCUGAUUGUGUGGUUCCAUCCUCAGUGGAAGGACGAGCUUCAUUCUGGCGAGAGCAACCAAAGCCCUCUUUCGGCGCAGGAAGCGAUGAAGAGACUUGUUCUUCAAUUGAUGAAGGCCAAACAAACGAAUGGGGCGUUCAAGUUUUCGGCAUUCCUAAACCUUGACCCCUUUACCCCAAAACAAGCACACCAAGCGUCGACUUGUGCAUUGCAGUCAUUGUGGGAUGACGAUUGCGAGCCCUCCAGUUCUCCAGCCCACACCCACCCGGAUAAAGAAGCCAAGGAUGAUCCAGGAGGGAGUGGUACUGAGGCGCUGAUAAAUACUGCCAUAUUCAUUGGAGUAUGGGUGUUCAUGAUAUACAUCUCCGCACUUGGUGUGGCUUUGCUAUACCUAGGCAAUCCCGAACAACGCUGUUACUUGAUCACCGGGGACGGUGAAGAACACGUGGCUUCUGCCCGCAAUGUUGUUCUGGCUGCCGAGAAGAUGAAGGGCAGGAUUCUCGACCGCCUUCGUCAUCACCUAAGCCUCACAGCACUGGAUGGCAUUGUCAGGGCCGUGGAAGAGGUGUUGGACGGGGGUUAUGUCUGGUCCGUGUCGGAUCUCCACAUUUGCUUGGAACAAGCGGUGCAGAAUCACGUUGAGGAACCUGGCCUGCGGUCACUGCUGUACACCGAGAUAAGACAUUUGUGUAAAGAAGCUCUCAACUGGGUUGAGCCAAUCUGUGAGAGGCAUCGUGGUGGAUGUAUGUUUGUACCAGUUGCACUGUGA